Erinaceus europaeus (western European hedgehog) is the source of this 370-nucleotide messenger RNA. Its product is annotated as large ribosomal subunit protein eL37-like. The transcript has a single exon. Lineage: Eukaryota; Metazoa; Chordata; Mammalia; Eulipotyphla; Erinaceidae. The coding region runs from base 20 to 313 and encodes 97 amino acids. Gene Ontology annotation, biological process: translation. The record is from RefSeq and is a predicted model, not a curated record. Gene Ontology annotation, molecular function: RNA binding; structural constituent of ribosome. Gene Ontology annotation, cellular component: cytosolic large ribosomal subunit; ribosome.
UCUAGGCGGCAGAAGCAGGAUGACGAAGGGGACGUCGUCGUUCGGGAAGCGGUGCAACAAGACGCACAGGCUGUGCUGGCACUGCAGCUCCAAGGCCUACCACCUGCAGAAGUCUGCGUGCUGCAAGUGCGGCUACCCCGCCAAGCGCAAACGCAAGUACAACUGGAGCGCCAAGGCCAAGCGGCGCAACCCCACCGGCACCGGCCGCAUGCGGCACCUGAAGAUCGUCUACCGCAGGUUCAGGCACGGAUUCCGAGAGGGAAAGACCCCCAAGCCCAAGAGGGCGGCGCCUGCAGCCUCCAGCUUGUCGUGAGGACUCGGCAGUGGCUGGCGCCACAUUUGUUUUAACAAAGUGAAAAAAAAAAAAGAA